Messenger RNA from Lizanozyma spartinae, 1410 nucleotides. It is a transcript of the gene PHO5, whose product is annotated as histidine phosphatase family protein. The transcript has a single exon. The record is from RefSeq and is a predicted model, not a curated record. Gene Ontology annotation, molecular function: acid phosphatase activity. The coding region runs from base 1 to 1410 and encodes 469 amino acids. NCBI's taxonomy places the organism in Eukaryota, Fungi, Ascomycota, Pichiomycetes, Serinales, Debaryomycetaceae. Gene Ontology annotation, cellular component: fungal-type cell wall.
AUGGUUGCAAUUUCUAAGGCAAUGAAUGCCGGUCUUCUUUUGGUUGGUCAGGGUGUCUAUGCCCCUCUUGCAUCACCUCAACAAUCAGCCACUGAUCAAUACAAUAUUGUGCGAUUCUUGGGUGGUCAAGGGCCAUAUGUUCAAAGAGAAGGGUCUGGUAUUAGCAAUGAGUUUCCAUCUCAAUGUACUAUUGAACAGGUCCAAUUGUACAGCAGACAUGGCGAAAGAUACCCAUCCCGGAACUUAGGGUCAAAAAUGAAUGCCACUUACCAUAAGAUCACCGAAUUAAAGGGAACCUUAAAGGGUGAUUUGGCUUUGUUCAACACUGAAAAAUACUUUGUACAAGAUUCUUAUUGGUAUGACAGAGAAACCAGUCCUGACAAUGCUGCUUAUAUCUUCUCAGGUACGGGGGAUGCUCAAAGACACGGUUCGUAUUUCAGAUCCCGGUACAACGAGUUGUUUAAUGAAUCAUCUGUGUUGCCAGUGUUCACCUCCAACUCUCAAAGAUGUUAUCAAACUGCUGAUUAUUUUGCUAGAGGGUUUUUGGGUGACGCUUAUAGUGACAAGACUGCGCAAAUGUAUGUGAUCUCUGAAGAUGCUUCCCAAGGUGGUAACUCUUUGACCCCUCGUUAUGCUUGUAACGACUACAAAAAGGACCUUAACGACGAUAAGGUUUCCAAGUUUAACGACUCCUUCUUGGAUGACAUCAUUACCAGAUGGAAGAAGGAGAAUCCUGAUCUCAACAUCACGAAGUCCGAUGUUUCCAACAUGUUUGCCUAUGUUGCAUACGAAAUGAACGUCAAGGGUUACUCCACGGUUGCUAAUUUGUUCACCAACGAGGAGUACAUCAAGUACUCGUAUAAAUACGAUCUUCAUGAAUAUUACACCAAUGGUCCCGGUAACAACUUGACUAUUAGUAUUGGAAGUGAUAUGGCUUUGGCUUCCUUAGAAUUGUUAAAGGAUACAACCACUCAGCAAAAGAUCUGGUUAUCUUUCACACACGAUACCGACUUGGAAAUUAUGCAUUCUGCCCUCGGAUUAGUAGAACCAACAACGGACUUGCCUAUUGACCAUAUUGUUUUCCCAUCUCCUUAUAGUCAUGCUUCUAUUGUUCCACAAGGGGCCAGAAUUUAUGUUGAAAAAUUGAGUUGUUCCGGUGAAUCUUAUGUUCGUUUCAUUGUUAAUGAUGCAGUUGUUCCGGUUCCAGGUCUUGGAUCUGGUCCGGGCUUCUCUACCAAGUUGUCAGAUUACGAAACUUACUUGAAAGACAGGUUGGCUAAAUUCAAUUACGUCAAGACCUGUGGUAUUGAUUCGAAUGUUCCAUCAAACAUCACCUUCUACUGGGAUUAUGAAACUAAUGUUUUCACUAAUGGUACUUCAAAGUACAAUGCUCCGCUCUUUAUUGGUUAA